Echinostoma caproni is the source of this 1452-nucleotide messenger RNA. NCBI's taxonomy places the organism in Eukaryota, Metazoa, Platyhelminthes, Trematoda, Plagiorchiida, Echinostomatidae. The record is from the annotation of a GenBank genome assembly.
AUGACGUCAUCGAUGUGCGGACUGUCCGCAUUCAAUGGAUUCUCCGUUAAACCAUCCAUGAUGACCAAUUCUCCGGCUGCGACCACAUUACCUUUUGGAUUGGGUCCACUUCCAUCCGGACUCUAUCCAACUGUGACACCGAAUCACCUGAUUCCUGGAAGCUCUGUUUACACAAACAACACAUUGAAAUAUGGUCUGGACUCGGGGAGCACAAAUUCCUCGAUGCGGUUCGCUCCUUCGUUUUCGUCUACCGCCUCUUCCUCUUCGAUGGCUAUACCAUCUGCCACGACCUACUCAUUGUCGGGCUCGGCCCAAACAGUAUCCAAUCGACCAGGUCAGGAUAGUUUGGCUCCGAAUGUCACCGGUUUGUCUACUACACAUCAGUCUUCGGAAAUGAGCAAUUCACGCAUGGGUUCACAAUCAAAUCAGCCAUUUAUGAACUAUAUUCGACACUGUACGCGAGCCAGUCCAGUCACAGUGCAAUGGCUUUUGGAAAAUUACGAGUCGGCUGACGGGGUCAGUUUAUCACGCAGUGCACUUUACUCACACUAUCUGAGUCAUUGUUUGGAACACUGGUUGGAACCAAUGAAUCCGGCAUCGUUCGGCAAACUAAUUCGUUCUAUUUUUGUCGGGCUACGCACUCGUCGAUUGGGCACGCGAUUUCUGGCAGCUGCGAAAGAAGAUCUACUUCUGCGACAGAUUGGUGUAUCGUAUGGACUAAACACGGGUCAUUUGAACACUACGGGUAAUACUGGUAGUAUUGGCCAAAAGUCGAAUCUCGGUGCAUCUUCCUUAACUGGUGGUUUCUGGCGCAGUUGGGAUUCCCGAUCACGAUCCUCACUGAGUCGUCUCCAUCCGCGAACAACCGGCGGAGGAGGAUUGAGUUCACUGGGCCCUGCAGGUAUAAACAGUUCGUCAAACAAUUACGAUCGUGCUAUGAGUUGGCCUCGAGCCUCCAGUGCGCUUGGUGCACCCGGUCCGAUGCGAAUGACUCAUGGACACAGCAGUUCAUUUGCAUACGAUCAGCAUAGACACUCGGACGUGUCACACUGGAGCACUCCUCGUGCAGAAAAACAGAACAGUUCCAUUCCAGAAAGAUCCCAUUUUGGAUUACAUGCGACCCAGAAACUGGAUUUUCCCAAACUCAUCGAUAUAUGUGAGGCUGCCGGGUUAACACUCACUGAAGCAGAUUUGUUCUCGUCGAUCAUGAAAUCUGAAGCGUAUGAGACAAAUGCCGAUUCUUCUUCCGGUGGUGUUGGAACGGGCACAAAUGGGAGCGGUGGGAAAUUCACCACACUUCAACUAGCGCAUUUUGUCAAACUGUACGAAUCGCAUUGUGAACAGGUGUUUACGGUUAUCAUCAAUUUGCAACUGGAAAAUCUUCGUUCUAUUUGGCAUCAAUUCUGGCGUUCCACUGACGGCCUAGUAAGUGUACGGAUUUCACUUACAUAG